Molecule: messenger RNA, 842 nt
Organism: Tuber aestivum (summer truffle)
Lineage: Eukaryota; Fungi; Ascomycota; Pezizomycetes; Pezizales; Tuberaceae
Source: the annotation of a GenBank genome assembly
GGAUUGCGAUCAUAGGUUACCUUAUAAAUGGCUAGAAACAAAAAGAGUCUAGGAUAAACACAUGUCAUGCGCAGCUUCCAGAACGCCUGUUACUUUAGAACCCAAACCCACACAUGGGGGGGUGGAUAUGGGGUGCCAUCCAUGGGCAUCGUCCGACCCUCCAUGAUACAAGAAACUUUCUUUCUCUUCAACCACUGGCUCCCUAUUCCAAUUAUCUCGUCAAAAUACAUCUCAUCUCCACUCAAGUUGUGAGUUCACCCUCUCUCCGAAAUGUCCCACCGGCAUUCGGUUCACUCGCCCGCUUAAACCCAUUGCUACCGUAGAUCCUGCGGUUCCAGUUAUCCUUCCUAUCCCCUCCGCUUCUUCCUUCAAUCCAUUUCGCCGCCCCUGUUACUCAAGUCUUGGCCCAAAUUGCAGAUGAUUCAGAGAACCGCACUCCGUUCGGCCCUUGCCACCGCCCGGGCUCCCCACCUUCUGGCUCGCCGCGGGUUGCAUGCCACUCCCGCUCGCCUUGGCGGCUACCACUACCCCGAGGGACCUAGGAGCAAUCUCCCUUUCAACCCUCAUACUCGCUUCUUCCACCUGCGUUUCAUCGCAUUCUGCAGUUCGUCUCACUUGAUCGAAUGAGAAAGAUUCUGUAGGGUUGCUAACAUGGUUGGGGUAGCCGUUGGAUUUGGCUUCCCUUUCAUGAUUGCCAUCUGGCAGACUUCGAAGAACAAGGAAUAAGUUUCGGUAACCUUGGUUUGCUGAAGCAGCCUUUGCGGUGGAAUUGGGGGCUAUUUCGGGUGAAGGUGUGGCUGUAUGUGGUUAGAGUUAUAGAAUUCAAGUUCUAUGAAACCUCG